AUGGAAAGCAGCUCCUGAUGUGAGAGCUGAGCAUACACACCCUCUGUGUACUCUCUCACACACACACACAGGGCGCUCGCUGGCUUUAACUGCCCUCUAACUGCCCGUCCUGCUCUGGGAUGGACUGCCCAGCACCCUGAUAUCCAGUCUGCGUAGGGUACACGGAGAAGGCACGUACACCCAGAACAACUGAUCAUGAUCAGUAGAUAGCAUUCUGCAGGAUGACCAUGGCUCCCCGGAAAAGGAGCCGUCAUGCUAUGGGGUUCCUGUGCUGCUUUGGGAGCAGCGAACACCCAGAAAUUAACCUCAAGGACAACAACCCGCUUCAGUUUGUGGAGUUUGCAGGGCCCAUACCAUCGCCCGAGGAGCUCAAUGCCCGGUUCUCCGAGCUGGUGGAUGAGCUGGAUCUCACAGAUAAGAACAGAGAAGCCAUGUUUGCCCUCCCACCGGAGAAGAAAUGGCAGAUCUACUGCAGCAAAAAGAAGGAGCAGGAAGACCCAAACAAGUUGGCGACCAGUUGGCCGGAUUAUUACAUUGAUCGGAUAAAUUCCAUGGCUGCAAUGCAGAGAUUGUACACCUUUGAUGAAGAGGACACAGAAAUGAGGAAUAAAAUAGUGGAAGACUUGAAGACUGCGCUGAGGACACAGCCCAUGAGGUUUGUAACCAGAUUCAUUGAGUUGGAUGGUCUAACGUGCCUGCUGAACUUCUUAAAGAGUAUGGACUAUGAAACAUCUGAGAGCCGCAUACACACAUCCGUUAUAGGAUGUAUCAAGGCACUGAUGAAUAACUCACAGGGGAGGGCUCAUGUCCUCGCUCACCCUGAGAGUAUCAACAUCAUUUCCCAGAGUUUACGGACAGAGAACAUUAAAACCAAGAUUGCUGUCCUGGAGAUCCUGGGAGCUGUGUGUCUGGUUCCUGAUGGCCACAAGAAGGUUCUUCAAGCCAUGCUGCACUACCAGGUCUAUGCUGCAGAGAGAACACGAUUCCAGACGCUGCUUAACGAAUUAGACCGAAGUAUGGGGAAAUACCGAGACGAAGUGAAUCUCAAAACAGCAAUAAUGUCCUUCAUCAAUGCCAUACUGAAUGCCGGAGCUGGGGAGGAUAAUUUGGAAUUUCGAUUGCACCUUCGGUACGAGUUCCUCAUGUUGGGAAUACAACCUGUGAUUGAAAAACUGAGAAGACAUGAAAAUGCAACUCUCGACAGGCAUUUAGAUUUCUUUGAGAUGGUCAGAAAUGAAGAUGAGAUGGAACUAGCCAAGCGAUUUGAGAUGGUUCACAUUGACACCAAAAGUGCCUCUCAGAUGUUUGAACUGAUUAAAAAGAAACUGAAACACACCGACGGAUAUCCUUAUCUGUUAUCCAUUCUCCAACACUGUUUGCAGAUGCCAUAUAAGUGGCAAGGUAAUAGUCUACAACAAUGGCAGCUUCUAGAUAGGAUAUUACAACAAAUUGUGCUUCAGGAUGAAAAUGGCGAAGACCCAGAUGUAACGCCUUUAGAAAACUUCAACGUCAAAAAUAUCAUUAGAAUGUUAGUAAAUGAGAAUGAGGUAAAACAGUGGCGCGAGCAAGCGGAGAAAUUCAGGAAAGAGCACACAGAACUGACAUGUCGACUGGAGAGGAAAGAACGAGAGUGUGAAACAAAGACACAAGAAAAGGAAGAUAUGAUGAAGACAUUAAAUAAGAUGAAAGAUAAGCUUCAGAAAGAGUCGUUGGAACUGCGGCAGGCACGUGAUCAGAUGGGCAAUCUCGUGGCUCAGCUAAAUGACAUCUCGAAUGGUGGCACUAUAUCUUUUUCUCAACCUCCACCCCCUCCUCCCGGUGGCCCUUUCACAUUUCCAUCAUCCUUCCCAGAAAAUAUACCUCCCCCACCACCUCCCCAACCAUUUUCCUGUUUCCCUCCACCUCCUCCACCACCUCCACCCCCUGGUGGUCCACCGCCCCCACCCGGAGCUCCUCCUUUUAUCAGCAUGGGCAUCCAGGCUCCACCACUCAACUCUUUCAAUGGUGGCAUCAACUUGAGGAAGAAAUCUAUUCCCCAACCAUCGAACCCACUGAAAUCAUUCAACUGGUCUAAACUCAAUGAGGAUAAAAUCAAUGGGACCAUAUGGAAUGAGAUCGACGACAUCCGAGCUUUCAAGGCGUUGGACUUGGAAGAGUUUGAGAAAAUGUUUUCUGCGUAUCAGAGGCACCAGGAUCUGCUAACUAACACUGCUCUGAAACAGAAAGACAUGGACUCUAUGGAAGAUCUCUAUCUGUGCACCCGCAAAGUGAAGGAACUAUCCGUAAUCGAUGGGCGAAGGGCACAGAACUGUGUCAUUCUCCUCUCUAAAUUAAAGCUGUCCAAUGAAGAGAUAAAGAAGGCCAUCAUGGAGAUGGACGAACAGGAAGACCUUCCCAAGGACAUGCUGGAACAGCUUUUGAAAUUUGUUCCUGAAAAAAGUGACAUGGAUCUUCUGGAGGAACAUAAGCAUGAAAUAGAUCGUAUGGCGCGUGCUGACCGCUUCCUCUAUGAAAUGAGCAGAAUUGAUCACUACCAGCACCGGUUGCAAGCUUUGUUCUUCAAGAAGAAGUUACCCGAGCGGCUGGCUGAAACGAAACCCAAAGUGGAAGCCCUUCUCCUGGCCAGCAAGGAGCUGAUACGGAGCAAGAGAUUAAGGCAGCUGUUGGAGGUGGUCUUGGCGUUUGGAAAUUACAUGAAUAAAGGACAGAGGGGAAAUGCGUAUGGAUUCAAGGUUUCAAGUCUAAACAAAAUCGUUGACACAAAAUCGAGCAUAGACAGGAGCAUCACCUUGCUGCACUAUCUGAUUAUGAUAUUCGAGAAGACAUAUCCAGAUAUACUGAACAUACAGACUGAACUUCAGCAUCUCUCAGAAGCAGCUAAAGUCAACUUGGUUGAAUUGGAAAAGGAAGUCUGCAACAUUAAAAAUGGUCUGAGAGCGGUGGAAUCCGAACUUGAAUACCAGAAAAGACAAUACCGAGAACAGUGUGACCGUUUUGUCCCGGUCAUGAGUGAUUUCAUCACGGUAGCAAGUUUCAGCUUCUCAGAAUUGGAAGAACUCCUGAGCGAAGCUCGAGAUAAGUAUGCCAAGGCGAUGAAGCAUUUUGGGGAAUCUGAGAGCAAAAUGCAGCCGGACGAGUUUUUUGGUAUAUUUGACACCUUUCUGCAGUCCUUCGUGGAGGCCAAACAAGACUUAGAGAACAUGAGGAAGAAGAAAGAGGAGGAGGAACGAAGAGCUCGAAUGGAAGCCAUGCUCAAAGAGCAACGAGAGAAGGAGAGGCGGCUUAAAAAGGCAAAGGAAGGAAGCAUGUCCGAAGAAGGUGGAGAAUUUGAUGACCUGGUCUCAGCUUUAAGAUCUGGUGAAGUCUUUGACAAAGACUUGUCCAAACUUAAAAGGAAUCGAAAGCGCUCUGGGAAUCAGAUUUUGGACACUAGCAGAGAAAGAGCUGUUACAAAGUUAAAUUACUAAGAAAAAAAAGGAGGGAAAAUUAAGUGAAAAUGGAGGAGAACAGCUUGAGAAGAAGAAUUGAAGGUCACUGGAAAGUGUUUGGUUCCUUUGUAGAAGGACCAUUUGCGAUUGAGAUUGCUUGCAAAGGAUGCUUGCAUAAAUGCCAUGGAGAAGGAUUACUCGAAUACUUGGAUAAAAGAGUGUCUAAAUAGGUUAUGGAUGACUUGCAACAUUCAUGCAUGGGGUGCAGCAAGCAAGAAGAUUACUGCGACAUGCUCCGAACAGGCUUUUACAAGUGCCAAAUUAUUUUCUUUUGCACUGUCUUACAUUUCAGACAUAAAACAUGAGAUUAUAUUCAGGAUCUGGCUUUCCAGAUGAUGGACAGAGACUACAGACCCCAAGAUCUGGCUGAAGACGUGGUGGUCAAAAAAACCAAAGAGAGGAUAUAAUAUGAGGACAACGUGGAGGUAUAAGGACUGUGUAGAUAUAUUAUAAUGCUUCUUGCAGACAGAGGCACUUUCUUGAAGAAAACAUUUGGCAACGUCUUUUUCAAUAGGGUUAUGGAUAAAUAAUCUUUUUUAGAUUUUAGUAAACAGAAUGAAAUCUGUUCGGUUCCAGUAUAAAUGGGAAUUCAUUGUUUUCAUAUCAAUCCAAACUUGAGUUUUGUACCGAAUGUUAUACAAACUUACCAACUCGGGUAUAUUCUAGGACUCCCACCAACGUCUGAAACUGAACAUAAAAACCACUCUAUGAUUGCAACAUUUUAUGCACUUUGUACCCUCUCAUAAGUUUCCGUUGGAUACCUUUUGGCUAAGGAGAUGCUGUCAUAUUGUGGAACUGGCUAAACAAAAGCACAUGUAAGGAGUGAGCAAUGCAGGAUGUUAAGAAGUAUACUCUUGUAAGAUAUUUUGAGAAUGUGGGCAAAAAUUAGACAUUUCAAAUUUCCAAUGAAGCAUUCUGGCAGAGUUAAAGCAAAUGCACGUCAGUAACUUCACAAAAAAGAAAGUUCAAACCCUCGGGGAAGAACCACAAUGCAAAAGUGACUUACCAAUUC
Pelobates fuscus (common spadefoot toad) is the source of this 4500-nucleotide messenger RNA. RefSeq names its product dishevelled associated activator of morphogenesis 2 (gene DAAM2). Gene Ontology annotation, molecular function: actin binding; small GTPase binding. Gene Ontology annotation, biological process: actin cytoskeleton organization; regulation of non-canonical Wnt signaling pathway; negative regulation of oligodendrocyte differentiation. The record is from RefSeq and is a predicted model, not a curated record. Bases 222 to 3467 code for a protein of 1081 amino acids. The transcript is spliced from 26 exons. NCBI's taxonomy places the organism in Eukaryota, Metazoa, Chordata, Amphibia, Anura, Pelobatidae.